AUGUCCAGUGCUCCGCUGCUGCGUGAUCACCCGAAGCUCAGCCCCCCGUGGCUCCCGAGCUGGGCUGCGGCCUUUGCGCUACUGCUGGUGAUCCGUGGCGCUGCUGCCGUGUGGAUGAUCAUUGCCGACUGCGACGAAGUGUACAACUACUGGGAGCCCGUGCACCUUCUUGCAUCGCCCGAUGCGGUCCGCAGGACGCCGGUCGCUGCGUUUGAGACGUGGGAGUAUGCGCCGCAGUACGCGAUCCGGUCGUGGGCGUACAUUGCGCUGCAUGCCGUCGCGCCGUCGGUCGUGCUCCACUGGGCCAAUGGCCCAUUUGCUUUCUAUACGCUGCGCCUCGUCCUCGCGGCCGUGUCGGCGGCGGCAGAUGCGACGCUAUACCGGAGCGUUGCGGUGGCCGUGAAUGCGCGCGUCGCGCGCUACCUACUCACGUUCCUCGCCGCGUCGGCCGGCCUUGCGAUGGCGUCGGUCGCGCUCCUUCCUUCGACGUUUGUCAUGUACACGUCAAGCGUCGCGAUGGCGUACGCCAUGUCGCGCGCUUCGCUUGCGAAUGUUCGCCGCACGUUUGGUGCGACCAUCGCGUUUGCGCUCGGCGCGCUGGGCGGAUGGCCCUAUGCGCUGGUCAUUGCCUUGCCGUUUGUGUGGGAAGAGCUGUUUCUCCUCGGCGCGGACGCGCGCGCGACGACGCAGUGGGCCGCGCGCCGCUGGGCACGCUGGGGCCUCGCUGUGCUUGCGGCGAGUUUCCUAGCCGUGCCGAUCGUCGCCGUCGACGCGCUGGCCUACGGCCGCCCGACGUUUGUCGCUCUCAAUACGGUCCUGUACAAUGUGCUGGGCCGCACACGGGGUAUUAGCCCCGAGCUGUACGGCGUCGAGCCGUGGUCGUACUACGUGGUGAACCUCUUGCUGAACGUGAGCGUCGUGGCGCCGCUUGCUUUUGCUGCUCUGCCUGCCGUCCUGCUGACCGCGGCGCGCGUUCCUGCGCGCUUCACGGGCGACUUUCCCGGCACGCGCACGCCGCGCAAAGGCGGCGCGGCGGCAGUGUCCGGCUCGAGUCCGUCGCUGCUUCUCGCGCUGCGUCUGCUGCCGGUCUAUCUGUGGAUCGGCAUGCUUACGGCGCAGCCCCACAAGGAAGAGCGUUUCCUGUACCCCGUCUACCCCCUGCUGUGCUUUAAUGCGGCGGUCGCGCUGUACAUUCUGCGUGCGUGGCUCGAGGCGGCCUACCUGCGCCUGACGCGCUCGCCGUACCGCGCGUCGCGUACGAUCCUCUUCCCCCUCUUUACGCUUGCGCCGCUGCUGCUAGCCUGUGUGCUUGGCGUGCUGCGCCUUGUGGCGCUGGUGCACCAUUACCACGCGCCGAUGGACGUGGUGCAGGCGCUGCCAGACGAAGAUGCAACGCUGUGCUACGGCAAAGAGUGGCACCGUUUCCCGUCGCACUUUUUCGUGCCGCGCAGCGUCGACGUGCAGUUUAUCGAGAGCGAGUUCCGUGGCAUUCUGCCCCACCACUUUGUAAACGCGCCCGGAGAGCACGACAAGCACCCCGCUCUAGAGGCCGCGUCGCUCGUGUGGCCGUGGGGCAAUGCCACGCGCCAUGUGCCGACGACCGUCAACGAGCUGAACAAGGAAGAAACGGACCGGUACGUGGACGUGGCGCGCUGCGACUACCUCGUCGACGUCGACUUCCCGCUGCGUGCGCCGACGGCGCGCGAGCCGCGGUAUGCGCACGACGACGCAUGGACGCGCAUCGCCUGCCGCCCGUUCCUCGACGCAGAAGGCAGCCGCAACGCCGCCCAGGGCCUGUCGCUCGGGCGCCGCCUCCUCGCGACGCUCGCGCGGACCCUGUGGCUGCCCGACAUGCUUGCGCACCGCAUCCCGGGCUGGGAUGCGACGCUGCGCUACGGGGACUAUUGCCUGCUCCAGCGCGUAGCCUAG
Messenger RNA from Malassezia japonica, 1929 nucleotides. It is a transcript of the gene ALG9, whose product is annotated as dextrin dextranase. Gene Ontology annotation, molecular function: alpha-1,2-mannosyltransferase activity. Gene Ontology annotation, cellular component: endoplasmic reticulum membrane. NCBI's taxonomy places the organism in Eukaryota, Fungi, Basidiomycota, Malasseziomycetes, Malasseziales, Malasseziaceae. The record is from RefSeq and is a predicted model, not a curated record. Gene Ontology annotation, biological process: protein N-linked glycosylation. Bases 1 to 1929 code for a protein of 642 amino acids. The transcript has 2 exons.